GGAGGAGGAGGAGGAGGAGACGAGGCGGAGGAUUUGGUGACAGUGGAAGCCCCGCCCGCUGCCUGGGCAGGGGGGCUGUCCUGCGGCCCCCCCACCUUCGAAGGAGCUGGACUGGCUUUCUUUCUCUCCCCCUACCCAAUCCUCUCCUUCUCCCCCUCACACGUACACGCAAGCACACACACACCCCCUCGCUCACACACGCACGCACGCAGAGCGAGUCUCCGGCGCUCGCUCAGGCAGACAGACAGGGAGACAGAAGAUGGCUGACUCGCCCGGGCAACCCACAGUCCAGCCCGCCCGCAUCCCCGACCCUCCCAGCGCCGCUUUCUCCUCUGACACUCGCUGACGCCUUCGUCCAGCGCGGAAAGCGGCCACCCCCCCUUUCCUCCCUUUCCACGACCUCUCCCCCUCCCCAAACCUUUCCCCAAAUAAUACCAGCAGCCAUUUCAUCUCCAAGAAGGAGGUAUAUCCCCGCACACAACGCACACAUACAUCCACACAAAAAUGGCAGAAAUGGAGAAAGAAGGGAGACCUCCCGAAAAUAAAAGAAGCAGAAAACCGGCUCACCCCGUGAAAAGGGAAAUCAAUGAGGAGAUGAAGAACUUUGCAGAAAACACCAUGAAUGAGCUCCUUGGCUGGUAUGGUUAUGAUAAGGUAGAACUGAAAGAUGGAGAAGAUAUAGAAUUCAGGAACUACCCCACAGAUGGGGAAAGCCGACAAUACAUUUCUGUUCUCAAAGAAAACUCUUUGCCAAAAACAAAAUUACCUGAAGACAGUGUUAUUUCAUCUUACAAUAUAAAUGCAAGCUAUCCAGGGCUUACCACAGGAAAUGGACUCUCAGAAUCACCAGCAGGGUCAAAGGAGCAUGGCAAUGUUCCCAUUAUUGUACCAUUAAUUCCACCACCUUUCAUAAAGCCACCAGCAGAAGAUGAUGUGUCAAAUGUACAAAUAAUGUGUGCCUGGUGCCAGAAAGUGGGAAUCAAACGCUAUUCUCUGAGUAUGGGAAGUGAAGUGAAAUGUUUCUGCAGUGAGAAGUGCUUUGCGGCUUGCCGAAGAGCAUACUUCAAAAGGAACAAGGAAUGGCUUGCAGACUGUUUCCUCCGGAGCGAUAGGAAGGGAGUCCGGAGCCUGCGGCAACAGUGGAACGCUAGAGAUGAAGAUGGACAUGCUGAAAAUUUUCCCCAGCAGCACUAUGCUAAGGAAACUCCAAGACUUGCCUUCAAGAAUAACUGCGAACUACUUGUAAGAAUAACGUACUUACAACAAGUCUAGAUUGUUACUUUAGCACAGUGAAAACAGUGUUUGGAAAG
Pogona vitticeps (central bearded dragon) is the source of this 1310-nucleotide messenger RNA. The record is from RefSeq and is a predicted model, not a curated record. NCBI's taxonomy places the organism in Eukaryota, Metazoa, Chordata, Lepidosauria, Squamata, Agamidae.